AUGGCCAGCUUCAAGGGAUACGACCUGAUCGUUGUAGGCUCAGGCUUCGCUGGUUCGUUUGCAACUUUGAGCUUUCUUGAAACUUGCAAGAGAGAAGGCAAACAAGGGCGAGUCGCCCUCGUAGAAGUUGGCAAAGAUGGCGAACGUUGUGGUGCAUCGCGAUGGACUAUGGCAUAUUUGAGACUGGACAAGAACCUUGACUUUGACAAGGACUGGGUCAAGGAAAUGCGCCGAGUCAGUAAUGGCGUCGCUGACGAAGAUUACUGUGAGAAGCUCCGCAACGAGGCUCCAAUCACCGCAAAGUUCUGCGAAGAGCGCGGCGUCAAGUUUGUCCAUCAUGAUGAGCCCAACGUCCUACUCGAAUUCGAUACCGACCAGCACUUUGUCUUUCCUGAUGGAGGUGGCGUUGCCAUCAUCACAAAGAUGAUGGAACACAUUAAGGGUUACCCCAAUGCAGAAAUCCACUGGGAGACUGAAGCCAUUAAGCUGUUGCAGGAUGAACAGGGCAAAAUUCGCGGCCUGAAGGUCAGAAAGAACGACGGCCUGCUUCACGAUCUCCUUGCACCAGAUGUUGUCUUGGCAUGCGGUGGGUUCGAGGGCAACCAAGAAAUGCUAGCACGCUACAUCGGCCGAGACACCCACAAGCUACCACUCAUUGCCCCUGGCAUCAAGCACAACAAAGGAGCAGGCUUAAGAAUGGCUCUCGAGGUAGGGGCAGGAACUGCAGGCUCUUUCGAUGGAAUGCAUUGCGAGCUCGUUGAUACGCGUGCUAAAAAGCCAGAUGCAGUUAUCUGGGGUCACAACUACGGCAUUGUCGUCAACAAAGAAUGCGAGCGCUUCUACGACGAGGGCCAGCGUCACCUCUUCGCAACCUUCGAGAUGAUUGCCUUGUACUGCUGGAAAGACCACAAUCAAUCUUGCUUCUUCGUUACAGAUGACCCAAUCAUGCAACGUUUCAAGGGCAGCUGGGUCUAUGAGACCACCGAUAUCCCACCAGAGAAGGCCGAUACGAUUGAAGAGCUAGCAGAAAAGCUUGGUAUUGACCCUGCCGCUCUCAAGAAGACUGUCGAUGAAUACAACGCUGCCGUGAACGACAAGCCAUUCGACCUCAUGAAGCUCGAUGGCAAGCGCACGAAUGGCUUGAAAGUCGACAAGACUAAUUGGGCUGCUAAGAUCGAGAAGGGUCCUUUCUACGGAUAUCCAAUGACGGCCAACCUGACUUUCACCUAUGGAGGUGUCAAGACUGAUCUUGAUGGUCGCGUUCUGUCAACUGCUGAUGUGCCUAUUCCUGGACUGUGGGGAGCUGGUGAGAUGACUGGAUUGUUCUACAACGAAUAUCCGCCGGCAACAUCUUGCCUGCGGAGCAUGACCUGGGGUCGCUUGGAGGGCGAGGCGAUUGCGAAGAAUCUUGGACAGGAGAGGAAGACCGGUGUUGCUGUGAGGGCUAAGUAG
Molecule: messenger RNA, 1452 nt
Organism: Cercospora beticola
Lineage: Eukaryota; Fungi; Ascomycota; Dothideomycetes; Mycosphaerellales; Mycosphaerellaceae
Source: RefSeq, a predicted model, not a curated record